Messenger RNA from Colletotrichum godetiae, 1151 nucleotides. RefSeq lists its product as uncharacterized. The transcript has 3 exons. NCBI's taxonomy places the organism in Eukaryota, Fungi, Ascomycota, Sordariomycetes, Glomerellales, Glomerellaceae. The coding region runs from base 171 to 1106 and encodes 311 amino acids. The record is from RefSeq and is a predicted model, not a curated record.
AUUUCUUCGUUGUAUUAUCUUUGGUACGUGACUACCGGACACUGAUCCCAUGUUACUUGCAGCGUCUAACAUGUCAUCUACAGCUCACCAGCUUGCUUUUAUCUAUUGCGACUUGCGUAGCUACGGAUUAUGGGUUGGGAAAGCAUUUUCUUUUACUCGGAGUUUCUGGCAUGCAAGCCUUCAUCAAAGCCUUUUACGUUUGCAACGGCGCAUACCCAAUGGCAACAGCCCUAAUCAAAUUGGCCUUACUGUUCCAAUACUUACGAAUGUUCGAACACAACACCAAAUCUCGAUUCGUCACCAUCGUGAUUAUUGUCAUCACCGCACUAUGGGGUGUAGCUUACUCCUUCAUCGCCUGGAUCCCUUGUCUCCCUGUCUCAGCCUUCUGGGACCUAUCGUCGACGACCGAGACCCGAUGGGCCUUUGGCUCCCGUGAUCCCGUCAUCUUCGCGCGCAGCUUCGAGAGUCACGUCGGAAUGAACGUUGCAUUGGACCUGAUUGUAUUCGCGAUACCUAUCCCGUUGUUUCUGGAGGCUGGAACUCGGACGAAGUCGCGCUUGGGCCUACUUGGUCUGUUCACCAUGGGUGUCCUUGUGAACGUACUUGGAAUCUUCCGUCUCAUUGGCAUUUCACACUCGAGAGCGGGCACCUAUCCGACUCUUGACCCCAGCUGGUACGGCUGCGUGCCCAUCGUACUCGCUGCGGUCGAAAUCAACCUGGCGACGAUUUGCGCCUCCCUGCCCGUCUUCUGGCCCACCCUACAAAGCAGUAUCGGCCAGAUUUUUAUCACAAAAGAAAUCGAAAUCACUUCCGAGAUACGCCGUCUCAGCAGUCUUCGCGACGAGGAGGCCACCGCUGAGCUGUGCGACUUUUCAUCAUCACCACAAAAACCGAGCAAGACGUAUGGAGGAGCCGAGGUUCAUGAGAGGUGGUGUAUUAAUGAGUCCCCCUUGAGGUCGACGAAAGUUGAGGUCGAAUCAAGGGGUCUUCACACAAAACCGAGCGAAAAGUCGCUGUUCUCUGAAGGGUUCAAGAGGAUGGCGGAUGAUCAGGAGUCAUAUGAUCGUCUCGUUCCGUCUCCAUCACGCAGUCGAUUGAGACCAUGAGUAAUAAAAGUUCCGAUUCACAUUCACGCAUUACUUAGCGAUAUG